Molecule: messenger RNA, 4047 nt
Organism: Penicillium bovifimosum
Lineage: Eukaryota; Fungi; Ascomycota; Eurotiomycetes; Eurotiales; Aspergillaceae
Gene: tcsC
Product: putative two-component osmosensing histidine kinase (Bos1)
Exons: 2
Coding region: 1-4047 (1348 amino acids)
Biological process (GO): cellular hyperosmotic response; phosphorylation; phosphorelay signal transduction system
Cellular component (GO): membrane
Molecular function (GO): phosphorelay sensor kinase activity
Source: RefSeq, a predicted model, not a curated record
AUGGCUGGCGCGGACGAGACAUUCAUAGCCGCGACUGCCUUGCUGCAGAAUCUGGCAAGGGACGACCCUACCCCCGGUUCCUCUUCGCCCCCGUUCGACUUCCAGUUGCAAGCCAACGGUGCCAAACCGACCACACUUCCUGGAGAACCCAGUCCCGCCAAGGCAGCCUUCGAAGCCGAGCUUGAGGCCUUAGUGCGCCGCGUGCACCAUCUGGAAUAUCAAGCUGUCAGUCACCACAAUUUCCAACAGCAGGCGGAUCCCCACCCGACCACUCCGUCUGCUGGAGAGACCAACGAGAGGAAUUUCUUGGGGACAUUUGGGCUCUCUCGCUUGUCGUCCGGUCAAGAUUCUGACUCUCUGUCACAGCAGCAAAGAACGAUCCAACCGACCCCCGCGGGCGACGACCCACCUAUGGGUGAAAUUGACGACGAAACAGACGAUGAAGAUGAUAGCGGUACCCGCGUCGUGCGAGAGGAGGAUAUCAGCUUUCUCCGCAACCACGUACAAAAGCAGGCUGAGGAGAUAAGCAGCCAGAAGGAUAUCAUCGCCCAGGUUCGCGACGAAUUACAAAAACAAGAAGAGCACACCCGCCGUGCUCUCACUAAAGUCGAAAAUGAGGAUGUCGUUCUCCUCGAGCGCGAGUUGCGAAAGCACCAACAGGCCAACGAGGCCUUCCAGAAAGCUUUGCGUGAAAUUGGGGGCAUCAUCACUCAAGUCGCUAACGGUGACCUCUCCAUGAAGGUCCAAAUUCACCCCCUGGAAAUGGACCCCGAAAUCGCCACAUUCAAACGUACAAUCAAUACUAUGAUGGACCAACUGCAGGUCUUCGGUAGCGAAGUGUCUCGUGUUGCACGUGAAGUCGGUACUGAAGGAAUACUCGGUGGACAAGCCCAGAUCACUGGCGUCCAUGGAAUUUGGAAAGAACUUACAGAGAACGUCAACAUUAUGGCCAAGAAUUUGACAGAUCAAGUGCGAGAAAUCGCGGCUGUUACUACUGCUGUCGCCCACGGAGAUCUGAGCCAAAAGAUUGAGAGCCGAGCUCAAGGUGAAAUUUUGGAACUACAACAGACUAUCAAUACCAUGGUGGACCAACUUCGAACAUUCGCCACGGAAGUUACUCGAGUCGCGCGUGAUGUCGGUACGGAAGGUGUUCUUGGAGGACAAGCUCAGAUCGAGGGCGUCCAAGGCAUGUGGAAUGAACUCACGGUCAAUGUCAACGCCAUGGCCAACAAUCUUACAACACAAGUGCGAGAUAUCGCCACUGUUACAAAGGCUGUCGCCAAGGGUGACCUCACGCAGAAGGUUCAGGCCAACUGCAAGGGGGAAAUCGCAGAGCUAAAGAACAUCAUCAACUCCAUGGUGGACCAACUCCGGCAAUUCGCUCAAGAAGUCACCAAGAUCGCAAAGGAAGUCGGCACAGACGGUGUUCUCGGCGGCCAAGCCACCGUUAACGACGUCGAGGGAACAUGGAAAGAUUUGACAGAAAAUGUCAACCGCAUGGCCAACAAUCUCACCACUCAGGUGCGUGAGAUUGCGGACGUCACCACCGCUGUCGCUAAGGGCGACCUUACCAAAAAGGUCACUGCCAACGUACAAGGAGAAAUCCUUGAUCUCAAGAGCACUAUCAAUGGCAUGGUGGACCGGCUCAACACUUUCGCGUUCGAGGUUAGCAAAGUGGCCCGUGAGGUCGGCACCGACGGUACCCUUGGUGGUCAAGCCAAGGUGGACAAUGUGGAAGGAAAAUGGAAAGACCUCACUGAUAACGUGAACACCAUGGCGCAAAAUCUCACGUCCCAAGUGCGAAGUAUUUCUGAUGUCACGCAAGCUAUUGCCAAGGGAGACCUAAGCAAGAAGAUUGAAGUGCAUGCCCAGGGAGAGAUCCUCACCCUGAAGGUGACCAUCAAUCACAUGGUGGGUCGACUUGCCAAAUUCGCCACUGAGCUGAAAAAGGUCGCUCGAGAUGUCGGUGUCGACGGCAAGAUGGGUGGACAGGCCAACGUGGAGGGCAUUGCGGGUACUUGGAAAGAAAUCACCGAGGACGUGAACACCAUGGCCGAGAACCUGACAUCGCAAGUGCGCGCUUUCGGCGAAAUUACAGAUGCUGCUACUGAUGGUGACUUCACCAAGUUGAUUACGGUCAAUGCAUCUGGUGAAAUGGAUGAGCUGAAGCGCAAGAUCAACAAGAUGGUUUCCAACCUGCGUGAUAGUAUUCAGCGAAACACUGCAGCCAGGGAGGCUGCCGAACUCGCCAAUCGCACCAAAUCAGAGUUCUUGGCCAACAUGUCUCACGAGAUCCGAACGCCCAUGAACGGUAUCAUUGGAAUGACCCAGUUGACGCUGGACACGGAUGAUCUCAAGCCUUACACCCGAGAAAUGUUGAAUGUUGUGCACAACUUGGCCAACAGUUUGUUGACUAUUAUCGAUGACAUUCUGGAUAUUUCUAAGAUUGAAGCCAACCGCAUGGUCAUUGAGAGCAUUCCAUUCACCGUGAGGGGUACUGUCUUCAACGCUCUCAAAACCUUGGCUGUCAAGGCCAAUGAGAAGUUCUUGAGUCUGACAUACCAAGUCGACAACACCGUCCCCGAUUAUGUCAUUGGUGAUCCAUUCCGUUUACGCCAGAUUAUUCUUAACCUUGUUGGCAAUGCUAUCAAGUUCACUGAGCAUGGUGAGGUCAAGCUCACCAUCCGCAAGUCGGACAGAGAGCAGUGCACGACCAAUGAAUACGCUUUCGAGUUCUCAGUGUCCGACACCGGUAUUGGAAUUGAGGAGGAUAAGCUUGACCUCAUUUUCGACACCUUCCAACAAGCUGACGGCUCAACCACCCGCAGAUUUGGCGGUACAGGUCUGGGAUUGUCGAUCUCCAAGCGCCUCGUGAAUCUGAUGGGCGGUGACGUUUGGGUUACCUCCGAAUACGGACACGGAAGUACCUUCCACUUCACCUGCGUCGUGAAACUGGCGGAUCAGUCUUUGAGCGUCAUUGCCAAUCAGCUCCUGCCGUACAGGAACCACCGCGUGUUGUUCAUCGACAAGGGUCAGAAUGGCGUUCAGGCUUCCAACGUUAUGAAAAUGUUGAAGAAGAUUGAAUUGGAGCCGUUGGUCGUACGCAACGAGGAACAUGUUCCGCCCCCCGAGAUCCAAGACCCUUCGGGCAAGGAGUCUGGUCACGCCUACGAUGUCAUUAUUGUUGACUCCGUAGACACGGCUCGAAUUCUGCGGACGUUCGACGAGUUCAAGUACAUUCCCAUCGUCUUGGUUUGUCCUCUGGUGUGCGUGAGCUUGAAGUCCGCUUUGGACCUCGGUAUCAGCUCAUAUAUGACUACCCCGUGUCAGCCAAUUGAUCUGGGCAAUGGUAUGCUACCAGCCCUGGAAGGCCGGUCGACGCCAAUCACCACAGACAAUUCACGCUCAUUCGACAUUCUUUUGGCGGAGGAUAAUGAUGUGAACCAGCAGCUUGCGAUGAAGAUACUACAGAAGCACAACCACAACGUGUUCGUUGUUGGCAAUGGCUUGGAAGCUGUCGAGGCCGUCAAGAAACGUCGAUACGAUGUCAUUCUGAUGGAUGUUCAAAUGCCAGUCAUGGGUGGCUUUGAGGCCACCGGCAAGAUCCGUGAAUACGAAAGGGAGAGUGGACUUCAACGAACCCCAAUCAUCGCCCUUACUGCCCACGCCAUGUUGGGUGACCGCGAGAAGUGUAUCCAGGCUCAAAUGGAUGAAUAUCUGUCCAAGCCUCUCAAACAAAACCAGAUGAUGCAAACUAUUCUCAAAUGUGCCACGCUUGGUGGGUCGUUACUGGAGAAGAGCAAAGAAUCCAGGAUUUCGAGUAGCGGGGAAAUGCAUCCGAACUACUCAAUGUCUGAGAAUCAACAGCAGCAACAACCUCCUCAGCAGCGGUCAAAACAGCAACCCUUGCCAUCCCCUCGCCCUCUGGUGGAAUCCCGGUCUAUCACAACCUCCGGUCCCAUCGCCCGAGGGAGUGUGGUGAGUCCACAUGAAGAGAAAGAACAGAUGAUCGAUGAGCGGGCAUUGCUGCGAUCGAACAGUACAUGA